Molecule: messenger RNA, 1065 nt
Organism: Penicillium atrosanguineum
Lineage: Eukaryota; Fungi; Ascomycota; Eurotiomycetes; Eurotiales; Aspergillaceae
Exons: 1
Coding region: 1-1065 (354 amino acids)
Source: RefSeq, a predicted model, not a curated record
AUGCCAGCCCUCGGCGCCCUAGGCGCAAACUUCAACGAGAAUUUGAACUGGCUCAACCAAUCUGAACUCAAACGCAUAAACACAAAAUGGGUCCGCGGCUUCAUCGACAUGCACCAAAUAAACAUCCAGCAAGCUCGCGAAAACGCAAACAUCAAAUGCCUAUUCAACGCCAUUGACGCGGGCUACAAUACCAUCCUAAGCUUCAAAUGGAACUACACCAACCUAGACUUCCCUAAACCCGGAAGUCCACAACACAAAACUGAACUUGAGACUCUAUCCCGCCUCCUGGACAUCGUCAUGAACCACGUUGAUAUCAUCGUCAUCGGAAACGAACCGUUUAUCGAGGCAAAGGCAGAUCAAACCGAUUCUAGAAUAAACAUGUUCUACGAGAGCCUCGCGGAGGUAGUAAUCUCCUACCGCAAAUCCUCACCAGGUCCCAAAAAUACAAGACUCUACAUGGGCGCUCUCAAUAGACUUGACCUGCCCGCAAAACGCACGCCGGCAACCGAGCGCUUCCUGCAAUAUUUAGCCUCGAAGCCUGAGCUUGACGGUGUGGAUCUCCAUCUUCAUAUCCAGGGACUAGCAGGCCACAAAUCGAUGCUCGAUUAUGCACUUUCGAGACUCCGCCCUGAUCAGAAGUUCCUGGCAACUGAGUUUUCACUCGUCUGGCAUUUUAGACAGCAUAUGGCAGAUACGGUGUCUAGGGAGUUCUGUACUAAGUAUGGAUUCCCGAUGGAGGCAAAAGUGUGUGAGGUUCUAAGUGCGGGGAUUCAUAGUCCAAUGCCGUUAGAACAGUGGGUGGACUUUUUGAGAGGCGAGAAGUGGUAUGCAGGGGUUCAGGGCUUCAUUGUACAGGCUAUGGAGAUGUAUAGGGCUACGGGGAGGUUACAAGUUGCUACGUAUGGGCUUUCGCCGAUGCGGUAUCGGAAGAAGGGCUUUGAGGUUGGGGAUACGCCUUGGUUGCUGAAUGGGGUUUUUGCACCGCCUACAGUUUGGUCUGGGGAGGAUGGAGAGAGGUGUGAGAAUUGGCCUUGGGCGGAAGAGUUUCGAGCUGUACAGGGCUGA